Rhizophagus irregularis DAOM 181602=DAOM 197198 is the source of this 432-nucleotide messenger RNA. RefSeq lists its product as uncharacterized. NCBI's taxonomy places the organism in Eukaryota, Fungi, Glomeromycota, Glomeromycetes, Glomerales, Glomeraceae. The record is from RefSeq and is a predicted model, not a curated record.
AUGUCAUCAAAAAAUUAUGAUCAAAAAACGCGCGGAACACCGCCGUAUCAUGUCCAAAAAAUUCGUCUCGAUAAUAAUGCAAAUAGAUUAAAAAAAAGAAAACUUCAAAAAGCUUGUCCAGAUUGUAAAGAGACGAGCGAUUCGGUCAAACUUUUUUCUAGUAAAGUAAAUAAAAUAGAAGAAGUUAUUAAAAAUUAUUAUAAAACUCCUUUAAAUAAGAACAAAAACAAUAAAACUUCUAUCUUUAACGCAAAGUUUACUUUGAAUAAUAUACAAUGUGAACUAGAAUACGAUUUAUCUAAAUUUACUUUGGAAAAUUUACAAAAACUCGUAAUUUUUACAACACAAAAUUGCAAUAUCAAUGAUACCAAUAAUAAAAAUCCAUCUUCUAUCUCAUCCGACGAGAAUCUUGAUAAAAGUGAUGAUAAAUAA